Sphenostylis stenocarpa is the source of this 1575-nucleotide messenger RNA. The record is from the annotation of a GenBank genome assembly. NCBI's taxonomy places the organism in Eukaryota, Viridiplantae, Streptophyta, Magnoliopsida, Fabales, Fabaceae.
AUGGAGGGCCUCUUCUCCUCCCUCAAGCUUCUCUCCCUCUCCUUCAUGCUCCUUCUCUUCCUCCUCAAGCUCACCGUCCUCCUCUGGUGGCGCCCCAGAAAAAUUGAAGGCCACUUCUCCAAGCAAGGCAUCAGAGGACCCCCUUAUCGUUUCUUCAUUGGAAACGUUAAGGAACUUGUCGGCAUGAUGUUGAAGGCCUCUUCCAAACCCAUGCCUUUCUCUCACAACAUUCUCCCCAGAGUCCUCUCCUUCUACCACCACUGGAAGAAAAUUUACGGUGCAACAUUCCUAGUUUGGUUUGGACCCACCGUUCGCCUCACCGUCUCUGAUCCAGACCUCAUUCGGGAAAUCUUCACAUCCAAGUCAGAACUUUACGAGAAAAACGAAGCUCCACCCCUUGUGAAGCAGCUAGAAGGUGAUGGCCUCCUUAGCCUCAAAGGAGAAAAAUGGGCUCACCACCGAAGAAUUAUCUCUCCCACAUUUCACAUGGAGAAUCUCAAAUUGCUGAUACCGGUGAUGGCAACAAGCGUGGUUGAGAUGUUGGAAAAGUGGUCGGCAAUGGGUGAGAAGGGUGAGGUGGAAGUCGAAGUUUCGGAGUGGUUUCAAAGCCUAACAGAGGAUGUGAUAACGAGGACGGCAUUCGGAAGCAGCUACGAAGAUGGGAAAGCCAUUUUCCGCUUACAAGGGCAACAAAUGGACUUGGCUGCGGAUGCCUUCCAGAAAGUAUUCAUUCCGGGUUACAGAUUUUUGCCGACGAGGAGGAAUAUAAAAUCAUGGAAACUGGAGAAGGAGAUAAAGAAAUCGCUGGUGAAGCUGAUAGAGAGAAGGAGGGAGAAUUCGGAGAGGGUGGAGAAGGGGGCAAAGGAUUUGUUGGGGCUAAUGAUUGAUGCGUCCAAGAUGAAUUCGAGGAAUGUGACAGUGGAUGACAUUGUGGAAGAGUGCAAGAGCUUUUUCUUUGCAGGGAAACAGACCACAUCCAACCUGCUGACGUGGACGACCAUUCUCCUAGCUAUGCACCCACACUGGCAGGUACAGGCACGUGAGGAGGUUCUCAAGAUGUGUGGAUCACGUGACCUUCCCACCAAAGACCAUGUUGCAAAGCUCAGGACGGUGAGCAUGAUUGUGAACGAGUCGCUGAGGCUGUACCCGCCGACCAUCGCGACAAUCAGACGGGCAAAAGGGGACGUGGAGUUGGGGGGGUACAAGAUACCACGUGGGACGGAGCUGUUGAUUCCAAUCCUGGCCGUUCAUCACGAUCAAGCGAUAUGGGGAAAUGAUGCGAACGAGUUCAAUCCAGGGCGUUUCAGCUCGGGGGUGGCCCGCGCGGCGAAGCAUCCUUUGGGGUUCAUACCGUUUGGGGUGGGUGUGCGCACAUGUAUCGGACAAAACCUGGCAGUGCUACAAACCAAACUGGCCCUCGCAAUCAUACUCCAGCGUUUUAGUUUCAGGUUGGCCCCUAGUUAUCAGCACGCACCAACGGUCCUCAUGCUACUCUACCCUCAGUACGGCGCACCAAUCAUUUUCCAACACUUGUCGUCCACACUCCAUCAUCCUCACCCUCUUCACCACUCCUAG